UACAGUUAUUUAAGUUCCGCGUGCUCAUAAGUUUUCAUCCAGUGCAGUAUAUUUUGUAAAUAACUAAUUGAAACAUGCUAAAGAAUGUUAUACAAUGGAGUACAGCUAGAUUGCUGUUAAAUGGAGCCACUCGAAGUGAAGUGAGACGUUGCCUAUGCGCAUCAUUGACAAUAAAGGCAAAAGAAAAUGCUGCAUUGGGGGAAUCUGAGCUGGAACCGGCAAACAGAAGAUAUGGGAAUCCCUUUGCACAAACCACGCCCACAACUCUGACAGAUAAUACUACAACUGAAUCAGAAGAACAACGCGACAAGAGGCUUAAGGUAUUGCAGCUGGAAGCAGACAUAGCACAUCAGGAAGGACGCCGUGUGCCAGCCUUAGAGUUCUUCAAGGAUCAUCACUGGGCUCAUGUGCUUUCACUUCCAACCAAAUCAGCACGCAUCAAAUACUAUGGGUUUCUUUGGCAAAUUGAAAUGAAAAAAGAGUCGGAGAAACGCAAAAAGGAGCAGCGUGCCGAGGAUACGGAACGUCGCUUGGCUGACCUGCGCAAGGAGCGUGAGGAAAACACACACAUCAUCUAUGGCUUGGGCCAUACGUCCAUGUUUCUGCGGAUCUACGAUACGACCAUUAAUCAUUGGCAGAAUAACCGCUUGACACGCGCAAUGCAAUUCGCUCCGAAAAUGGUAUUCGAUUGCUCCUACGAUACGUACAUGAAUAAUCGAGAAAGCUCAAAUGCUGCCAAGCAACUGAUGCUGAGCUUUGCAGAGAAUCGCGCGAAUGACGAGCCUUUCGACCUGCACUAUUGCAAUGCCAAUUUAGCGGGUAGAUGCAUGCAGGGCCUUCAGCGUUUCAUACCCACAAUGCAUAAUCCAGAGUUUCCCAUGAAUGUGCAUACCCAGUGCUUCACAGAGCUGUUUCCCAAAAGUCAGCUGGUGUACCUUACGCCCCAUUGCCGUGAGGAUCUAGUCACAUACAAUCCAGAUGAUGUUUACAUAAUCGGUGCCAUGGUGGAUACCGUGAACAAUGAGCCGCUUUCACUGGCCAAAGCCAAACGCUUGGGUUUGCGCAUGGCGCGUCUGCCCUUGGAUCGCUACUUGCAAUGGGGCUCAGGAUCGGGUAAAUCGCUAACCCUCAAUCAAAUGAUAAAUAUCAUGUUGGAUAUAAAGAAAACUGGUGACUGGGAUACGGCACUGCGACAUGUGCCACGUCGCAAGGUCGUCGAUCUGGGCACAGAGCAAUACGAACGUCGCCAAGCAUUCAAUAGGCGAGCUAAUCAACUCAACGUGCGCAUCGAUCAUUUGAUUAAGUUGGGAAACGAUCAAAAUGAAUCUACUGCCAUUGAAAGGCCCCGAAAAGUGCGCCAACACAAAGAGGGAUUGGAAUUUGAUUUACAGAGUUGGGCGACAGGCAAAAGGAAAACAACGAAACGAAACAAGUUUGAUGACGGCGCUUAGACGUACAUCAGAUGCUAUUACCCUACCGAAGUGCGAACAGUCUGGAAUCUAAUCUGCCUGCAACCAUAGCCGUGUAAACACUAUUUAAAACAAUAAACAACCAUUUUAUAAGUUCUACACGUAGCUGUAUAUUUGUUUUUAAAAGUUAUAAAUAAAUUAAAUAGUUUAAGUAAACAACAA
Molecule: messenger RNA, 1631 nt
Organism: Drosophila hydei
Lineage: Eukaryota; Metazoa; Arthropoda; Insecta; Diptera; Drosophilidae
Gene: rswl
Product: mitochondrial ribonuclease P protein 1 homolog
Exons: 3
Coding region: 75-1451 (458 amino acids)
Biological process (GO): positive regulation of mitochondrial translation; mitochondrial tRNA 5'-end processing
Cellular component (GO): mitochondrion; nucleus; nucleoplasm
Molecular function (GO): tRNA binding
Source: RefSeq, a predicted model, not a curated record